ACUUGCUCUGUAGACGGGACUGGCCUCAGACACACAGAGAUCCGCCUGCCUCUGCCUUCUGAGUGCUGAGUGUGUCACCACACUCCUUCCUUAUUCUUCCGUUUGGAAAAUGAGAUCCACUGUAGUGUGAGCUGUGGGGUCUUCCUCUAUUCAGAAUACGACAUAUCUGAACUCUCAAUAAUGGGUCAGGAAGGAUUUUGGGCAGAGCCGAGUGACUCUAAACAUUUGACAUCUGUCUGAGAAAGGCUGAAGGUCCAGCACCUUUUUUCAAGGUCAGCAAAGGGUAGAGAUUUUGAAGUUAGUUAUCACAGGGUUCUCAGCCAGGCAGCCAAGGUCCCUUCCUCCCACUCUGCAGAGAAAAGAGGAGGUGGUUGAAGAAAGGAUAUGAGAUUGGUUCUCUGCUCCUCCCUUUCUCUCCCUGUUUUCUCCCCCACAGCAGUCUUCUCCCCCACGGAGACUGGGAUAGGACAGAGGGGGCGGAGUUGGGGAUCGAGGGUUUGGAAGCCCUACAGUGCCCUGUAUCUGCAGAAAGCCUUGGCUGGGUUAGCUGUGCUGGUUUAUGCUGUCCGGCUGCCAUCCUUUAGCAGGAUGUUGGGAACACUGGGGCUUUGGACACUGCUUCCGGCAGUUGCACAAGUGUCCCCAGACAGGAGGACCUGUGUGUUCUUUGAGGCUCCUGGAGUACGGGGAAGCACAAAGACACUGGGGGAAGUGCUAGGUGCAAGACCAGGGACCCCCAAGAGUAUCCGCUGCCUCUACAGUCAUUGCUGCUUUGGCAUCUGGAAUCUGACCCAUGGCCGGGCACAUGUGGAGAUGCAAGGAUGUCGAGACAGUGAUGAGCCAGGCUGUGAGUCCCUCCACUGUGACCCAAUCCCCCGAGCCCACCCACGCUUGGGUUCUACUCUCUUCACAUGCUCCUGUGGUACUGACUUCUGCAAUGCAAAUUACAGCCAUCUGCCUCCUUCAGGGGACCAAGGGGCUCCUGGCCCCCAGGAUCCUCAGUCUACCUCAGGUGGGCCCGUCUGGAUGGCACUGCUGCUGCUGGGGAUGUUCCUUGCGCUGCUGAUGUGCAGCGUCAUCUUGGCCCUGCUACAACGAAAGACCUGCGGAGUGCACGGUGGGUCAGACCCUGAGCCAGGCGCAAGCACAGGCGGAGACUGUGAAGACUGUGAGGAACUGCCAGAGCUGGCUGAGCUGUGCUUUUCCCAGGUGCUUCAGGGAAGGAGUGGGGCCCCCCCGGUACUCCUGGAGGUUCUGCUGGGGUGGGGGGAGCUUGGCUCUGAUGUUAGCUCAGAGGUCCACACUCAGUGCAGUUGCUUCCAACAGGUGAUCCAAGAAGGAGGGCACGCAGUCGUCUGGGCCGGGAGGCUUCAGGGUGAGAUGGUAGCCAUCAAGGCCUUUUCCCCAAGGGCUGUGGCUCAGUUCCGAGCUGAGAGAGCUGUGUACCAGCUGCCGGGCCUACAGCACGACCACAUCGUGCGCUUUAUCACCGCUGGCCAGGGGGGCCCUGGCCCUCUGCCAUCUGUGCCUUUGCUGGUACUGGAACUGUAUCCUAAGGGUUCCCUGUGCCACUACUUGACUCAGUACACCAGUGACUGGGGAAGUUCCUUGAGGAUGGCUCUGUCCCUGGCUGAGGGCCUGGCAUUUCUCCACGAGGAGCGCUGGCAGGAUGGUCAAUAUAAACCAGGUAUUGCCCACCGAGACUUGAGCAGCCAGAAUGUGCUUGUUCGGGAAGAUAGGUCGUGUGCCAUUGGAGACCUGGGCCUUGCCUUGGUGCUCCCUGGCCUUGCCCAGCCCCCUGCCUCAGCACCUACUCAACCUGGAGGCCCAGCUGUCAUUUUGGAGGCUGGAACCCAGAGGUACAUGGCUCCAGAGCUCUUGGACAGGACUCUAGACCUACAGGACUGGGGCACAGCCCUCCAGAGAGCAGAUAUUUAUUCCCUGGCUCUUCUCUUGUGGGAGAUCCUGAGCCGCUGUUCAGAUCUGAGGCCUGACCGCAGACCACCACCUUUUCAACUGGCCUACGAGGCAGAACUGGGCAGCAAUCCCAGUGCCUGUGAGCUGUGGGCCUUGGCAGUAGAGGAGAGGCGGCGCCCCAGCAUCCCGUCCACCUGGAGCUGCUCCACCGCAGACCCCGAAGGGCUGCGGGAGCUGCUAGAAGACUGCUGGGACGCAGACCCCGAAGCACGACUGACAGCUGAGUGUGUGCAGCAGCGCCUGGCAGCCCUGGCUUCCCCGCGGGUGGCUUCUUCCUUCCCAGAGAGCUGUCCUUCAGCACCUGCCUCUGCUCCUCUCCCCUGCAGGCCUCAGCAGGCUUCCUGCCACCUCAGUGUUCAGCAAGGCCCUGGCUGUAGGAGUCCUCAGCCUGUCAGUACUAGUGUUCGUGUGUAAAUGAGCCGUUUGUAUGAACGCUUUAUACAGCUAACAUAUGUGUGUCGAUCACACACCUGUUGCUGUCAUUCCCUGUGGGUCUUUAGCCCAUGGGGUACGUGUGCUCAGGAAAGAGAAUAAAGAUUUCCCACUGUU
Molecule: messenger RNA, 2526 nt
Organism: Myodes glareolus (Bank vole)
Lineage: Eukaryota; Metazoa; Chordata; Mammalia; Rodentia; Cricetidae
Source: RefSeq, a predicted model, not a curated record